AUGGAUGCCUUUGGACAGUUUGUUGCUGCUCCCUUCUUUGCCCCGCAGCAGCUGCUGCAGGCCCUGGGGGCUCUCAAGGCGAAGUACCUGCAGGGGGCCCCCCGGGGGGAGGAGUGGGAGGCUGAAGAAGAAGCAAAAGGAGAACAAGAAGAAAAAGAAAUUAAGAGAAAAGAAGAAAAAGAAGAAAUUAAACGACAAAAAGAAGAAACAGAAAAGGGAAUUCAAAGACUCUACAAAGAUCUCGUUGAAUGGGGAAGAAACGCCUUCCACCAAGUCCACGUAGAAGGCCUCAUACAGGGCAACAUAGAGGCUUCUUCUGCUGCUGCUUUGCUGUCGGACAUUCUCGAUUUGCUGCCAAUAAAAAGCACUAUAAGUGCAGCAGCAGCAGCAGCAAACCUGCAAGUGCUGCCCCUAGAGGCCCUCAGCAGCCCCCGCCCAGAGGCCCCCGCCCGGGUGCCGCUGCACACCCGCAGCGCCCCUGUCCGGCGUGUGGGGCAGCAGAGGCCUUCAGCAGCAGCAGCAGCAGCAGCGGCAGCAGCAGCAGCAGCAGAGGGGGCCUCCCAGGAGGCAGGGGCCCCGAGGGCCCCUGAGGGGCCCCCUGCGGGGGCCGCUUUGGGUCUUCAAACGGGGGCCCCUGGGGUACUUCACGCGGGGGCCCCCGGGGGGCCCCCCGAGGGGGCCCCUCUGGAGAGUUGGGGGGCCCCAAGGGCAGCAGCAGAAGCAGCAGCAGAGCAGCAGGGGCCCCGCGAGUCUUUGGCGGAGACAGAAGAAGAAGAAGCAGCAGCAAAAGAGAAGACAAAAGAAGAUCUUCAAGAAAAAAAGAAAAUUCCAAAGAGACUUCAAAUCAUCAAACGAAAUGUCAACCCCUACGACCCCAAGAACCACACACUUCUCGUGGUCCAGGCUGGCAGCAGUUUGUCUCUGCGUGAAAAGGCACUUUUGUAUUUGGCAGUGCACGAAAUGUCUCAGUCGUUUUUUAACGUUUUGAGGACAAGAGAACAGUUGGGGUAUUCUGUUCAAAUGGGAAGUUUUCGAUUGGAGGACUUUUUGUAUUUUUUCUUCAAAGUUACUUCGCCAGUGGACCCGCAGCAGGUGCUGCAGCGCAUUCGGCACUUCCUGGCAUCAAAAAGGAAAGUUUUGCUGCAGCAGCAGCAGCUGCUGCGCCUCAAAGCAGCAGCAGCAGCACGCUGGCGCAAACAGCCAACAGCUCUUCUCGGCGACUUCGCCAGAAAUCUGCAGCAAAUCCGCAGAAGAGAAUAUCUUUUCGACUUGCACGAACUUAUUGUCCAAGAAAUCGAGAAAGUUGGAAUGGGCGAAAUGGAAGCUUUUAGAGAAAAGGCUCUUUUUGGGCGCCCCUCUGUUUCAGUCAAGGUGUACAGCCAGUUCGAAGUUCCCAAAGAGGGGCCCCUCAGGGCCUAA
Messenger RNA from Eimeria tenella, 1419 nucleotides. RefSeq lists its product as uncharacterized. The transcript is spliced from 4 exons. The coding region runs from base 1 to 1419 and encodes 472 amino acids. The record is from RefSeq and is a predicted model, not a curated record. Gene Ontology annotation, molecular function: metal ion binding. Lineage: Eukaryota; Apicomplexa; Conoidasida; Eucoccidiorida; Eimeriidae.